UUUAGUUGCACCGUGAGUGUCGGAGGAAGAGGACGAAUUAACCUCGUACUCUCGCCAUCACCCACUGUCAAUUACCUCGAAUCGAUGAUAUGACACAAUUAUAAUCGAUCAAUCGAAUCCUCGGGAGAAUUCAAUGACGUGUAAUUCUUGAAUUGAUUUGAUUCUUGAAUUGUCAUUGUUAAUUAUUCGAAUUUACCCGCCAAUUUUUUUUUUUUUUUAUCAACGGGCGGCUCAGCUGUUGGCAGGACUGUCGGAAAAUUUGGAAAGUGAACAGGUGUUUUUUGAAUGGAUUGGAGGAGGAGAGAAUAUACAACACAAGCGGGGGAUUUAUUCUGCAGCGUUUGUGUCAAAUUUAAUGUGUGAUAUUUGUUUAUGAAUAUCUUUUAUUUGUGGGGAGGUGGAUUAUUCGGAGGAGUGAAUAAUUUGGAGAUAUUGCUGAUUGAACGGUGAUUUUUGUGGCAAUAUUUUUUAUCAUGAUUUGGUUAUUUACACUCAUUGGGACGCUGUGAACAACAAUAACAGGAUGUCAUCGCCCUAGCAGUGAGGACCCCAUGCUAUGACAAUCACCACGAAAUUGAGAACGUGGAUGACCAAUCGGUGAUAGAACAUCAUCGUGCAAUAAUGCCCCACCAGUUUGGUCUGCCAGCGAUGGCACACGGAAUGCAAUCACCACCAUCACCAACAGCUGUGAUGUCGUAUCCUCGUUUUGGUACAAAUGUUUACCGUCCGGAUCAUCAUCAGGAUCAGAAAUUGACUAGGGAAGCCAUGGAGCGCUAUCUGCGCGAUCGAAGUGAUAUGGUGAUUGUUAUUCUACAUGCUAAAGUUGCCCAAAAAUCGUAUGGCAAUGAGAAGAGAUUUUUCUGUCCACCUCCGUGUAUUUAUCUGUUUGGUGAUGGGUGGAGGAUGCGUCAGGAGCAGAUGCUCAGGGAGGGUGAGAGUGAGCAAUCAGCUCAGCUGUGUGCUUUUAUUGGAAUUGGUAAUUCGGAGCAGGAUAUGCAGCAGCUUGAUCUCAAUAAUGGUAAACAGUACUGCGCUGCUAAGACACUUUAUAUAUCGGACUCGGAUAAGAGGAAACACUUUAUGCUUUCUGUGAAGAUGUUUUAUGGGAGUGGUCAUGAUAUUGGUGUUUUUCACAGCAAGAGGAUCAAGGUUAUAUCGAAACCAUCGAAGAAGAAACAGUCGCUGAAGAAUGCUGAUCUUUGUAUUGCAAGUGGUACUAAAGUUGCUCUGUUCAAUAGAUUGAGAUCGCAGACUGUGAGCACUAGGUAUUUACAUGUUGAGAAUGGAAAUUUUCAUGCUAGCUCGACUCAGUGGGGGGCUUUUACCAUUCAUCUGCUUGAUGAUAAUGAAUCGGAGUCUGAGGAAUUUCAGGUUCGUGAUGGAUAUGUUCAUUAUGGGAGCACUGUUAAGCUCGUUUGCUCGGUUACUGGUAUGGCACUGCCAAGACUUGUUAUCAGGAAGGUUGAUAAGCAGAUGGCUAGUUUGGAGGCUGAUGAUCCAGUGUCGCAGCUGCAUAAGUGUGCUUUUUAUAUGAAGGACACUGAUCACAUGUACUUGUGUCUCAGUCAGGAGAGGAUUAUACAAUUUCAGGCGACACCUUGUCCCAAGGAGGCUAAUAAGGAGAUGAUCAAUGAUGGGGCUUGCUGGACUAUUAUCAGCACUGAUAAGGCUGAGUAUCAGUUCUUCGAGGGUAUGGGGCCUGUUAGAUCACCUGUUACACCGGUACCACUUGUUCAUAGUCUUCAUUUGAAUGGUGGUGGUGAUGUGGCUAUGUUGGAGCUGAAGGGGGACAAUUUUACACCGAAUCUUCAGGUUUGGUUUGGAGAUGUCGAGGCUGAGACGAUGUACAGGUGUCAGGAGAUAAUGCUUUGUGUUGUGCCUGAUAUAUCGUUGUUCAGGGGUGAGUGGCUUUGGGUUAGACAGCCAACUCAGGUGCCUGUGUCGUUGGUGAGGAAUGAUGGAAUUAUUUAUGCCACUGGAUUGACGUUUACGUAUACACCGGAGCCUGGACCUAGACCUCAUUGUCCACCUGCUGAUGAGAUAAUGAGAGCACCUAGAGCUAUUGGGCAUAAUCAGGCUAGCAUGCCACCUGCUAUUGCUGAUGUACCUUGGAAUUCUCAUCAUCCACCCACUCAGCCUGGGCUUUGAUAUCAAGGACAACGAGAACGUACACGAUAAAUAUUAUUUGUGGAUUUAUUUGGAGGCUCCAGUGGGGUGGCGUUGUCUGGGGAUUGGGGGUCGGCGUGAUGAGGGGAUUAUUUAUUAGUUUUUAAUACCAGAAAGAGAUAUUUUUUAUUAGGUUUUCCGAGUGUUCUAGAUCAGAAAAUAGGUCUGUGGUAGGGAUAUUAAUUUAAUGGGGGAGGAGAUGAAAUUUGGCCGAUAUGUUGAGAUCUGUGGGAGAUGGGGAAUUGCUGUCGGUAAAUGUUUUUUUUUUUUUGUAGGUCUUGGGGGCUGGCUAAAAUUUUUUGGGGAAUAUUUUGAUGUCUCUGGUGGAUUCGGUGAUAUUCCUUGGAUUAUUAAGGCACAGGUUGAUUUGCCACAUUUUACCUCUGAAGUAAUGAAUUAUUAGAGUAGAAUUUUAAGUUGAUUUACACUAUCACUUGCUCAUUCAGAAUAUCGAGGGCUCACGUUUUGGUUGAAUUUGUCUUGUAGUUUUAGCCGGAUAUUUCUUUCUUUUUAAUAAUCUUUCGAGGGAAAAAACAGUGUAUAUAGAAUUUGUCUCUGAGUGAGUGAAUUAUUGUGGAUCAGUGGGUGGGGAUUAACACUCGUGGUAUACGAUUUAUCGUAUACGAUUUUAUACGAUAAUGUAGAGAUCAUUGAUGUAAAUAUGAAAUUGAUAUUCGAAUAAUAGAGAAUUGAUUUUUCCUUUCAAUGAAUUCGAGGUUGAAAUUCAGAGGUUUCCGAUGCCCUGAUCUAUGUAAAUACAUCAGCAUAAUGGCUCCAUAUGUGUAUAUGGACGUUAUACAUAUGUACACACAAAAAAAAAAGCUAUUAAUUACUCUAAAUGUAAGGGAACUCUAGAAUUUAAUGACUCUCAUAGUUUUAAAAGAGGAUGAUACAUUGAGUUUGUAAUGGAAUAAUUUCAGCUGACGAGUGAGAAAUAAAAGGAGUAUACAAUUU
This is a messenger RNA of Fopius arisanus, 3120 nucleotides long. RefSeq names its product recombining binding protein suppressor of hairless (gene Su(H)). Gene Ontology annotation, biological process: regulation of transcription by RNA polymerase II. The coding region runs from base 622 to 2148 and encodes 508 amino acids. The record is from RefSeq and is a predicted model, not a curated record. Lineage: Eukaryota; Metazoa; Arthropoda; Insecta; Hymenoptera; Braconidae. Gene Ontology annotation, cellular component: nucleus. Gene Ontology annotation, molecular function: DNA-binding transcription activator activity, RNA polymerase II-specific; RNA polymerase II cis-regulatory region sequence-specific DNA binding. The transcript has 2 exons.